CCAACCAUGCCGCUUUUAAUAAAUCAUCUGUGAAUCGAGACUUUGAUCCUAUUCCCUCUUCCUGUCUCGAAUACAGAUUACACCCCUAUAGCUAUCAAGGAUCGUCAUUAAAGGCCAAUCCACCCGAUCACUAUGUCCAUCUACCAUCUCUUCCAAGCGCAGCUAACGCGACAAUGGCGUCGAACACCUUUGGUUCCCUCAACUUCGAGAUCCAUCUCUAUUUUCGGUUUGGGCACUCCUACGCCCGAAGCCAGCAGUUCCASUUUCGAUGCCACCUYCAGAACAUCCGCUACCACUACCGAAUCCACUACCAAAGUUACUUCCAAUCACAUAAACAAACGCAAGAUAAGCAAAGAGGUUGCCACAACAUACGAUAUGCCUUUGGCGCAAGCUGAACGAAUCGUCACCAUGAUUUUCGACACAAUAGUUGAGGGGGUAGUCGAUGGCAGACAGGUGCGCGUGUCUAACUUUGGAGCCUUCGAUUCUUACAUGUCAAAGGCAACAGAGAGAAAGAAUCCCAAGACUGGAGAAAUCGUUCAAAUUCCAUCGAAGAGACGAAUCCGAUUCAAGGCAUACGAUAGCUUCAAAAAGGCGUAGAUUGGUGGAUGAGCUCCGACUCGCAUCAGGAAACAUCGCGGAAUUUCAAAUGGAGAUCGUUUACAGUAUCUGUUCUGCUUUCAUUAUUCUGGAAACUAUUAGUAACGUGACCUUGAUUUUGCAAUGGGUUGGAAUUAUUUCGGGUAUUCAAGAUAUAUAUAUAUAUAUUACAGUAUUGACGAAACCAAAAUCAUAAGGUAUAGCACAGACGUUAAAUUUAGCUAACCACAACAAGGUGAUUCGCAUUGUUAAACAUAAUUUGAUUCUGGUCUAUCGAAUCUUGUGCGGAUUCCCUGAAAGGAAUUGACACCACAGUCAACUAGUUCCAGUCUAAGUGGCGGUACCGAAUAACUGGCGAGCUGGCCACGAUGGAUUGUAGGACUUCCACUUUCUUGGAGAAAGCAAUUGAUGUUGGUGUGUUGUACGUGAGGAAUCCUUGUAUUGUUCUUGGUCACCAAUGGUUUGCACCGUACGUAAUAGUCUAAAGAACGACGUGGUCGGCUUGAUAAUCGGCAAUGUCUCUCGAGGAGAUAAAUUGCACGAUCUUGCACAGAUAGCAGUUUGGUCGGAUCGGUCAUCUUCAAGUCUUUUGUGCCGGUUCCUUUUCGUGCGGCCAGGAUAUUGAUAACAUUUUCUCGAAUGCGCUUAGGUGGUGGYAUCGAUUUCAUGAAUUGAAUAUUCCCACCUGGCAGAGACCAAAGCCCUUCUUCAAUUGCUUGGAUCUUGGCCACAGGCAUUCCCAAAAGCGUCAACGCAGCAUCUCCAUCUGCGUACAACGUCGCUUGUCCAGUGCCAUCAUCUAAGAUGCCGCUGCAUUCCCAUUUCACACCGAACAUAGUUUUUGGACAAUCAUUUUUUGGACAUCGAAGGUCUGCUGAUCGCACGUGCGGCGCAAGCUUUGAACGUAUGUUGACACUAUCAGAUGUAUUGCACCUCGACGUGCGAUGAUUGCCCCGCAAACGCUCAUUUGGAUGAGGAAGAUGCCAAAARCUAACUUCGUUAGAAAUCUCUUGUCGUUUUCGUUUUGUCUUCCCUGGAGCUCCUUCUCUUGUCCGCGAGGACUGCACCAAUGAGCAAAGGCACCGUGUACAGUAGCAUUCUGCUUGGCAAAAUGCUAAAGCCAGAAAACGACCAUUCGCAAUCCGUCGUACCAACGAUGGUUUCAUGGUUGUGUGGGAUAAAUUUGGUUCUCGAAGACUCUUAUAGAUUAGUUCAAACAAUUCAGACACCGUGUUCAAUGGAAUCGCACUUGAAGGUUCUGUGGUCAACUCCCCAACACUACGGAAGCUAGGGUCAGCAGAACGAGCGAUAAAUCUACGAUGAAGCCUUUGAUGGAGCAUUCCGUUCAUUACUUUCAAACCUCCAACAAAGUCAAAAAAACGGGAAGAAUUCUUUUCUCUUAAUGUACCCUUUGCUUGAAKCCCCUUGAUAUCGAGAUCAUGGUGUAAAAAGACGGCAUCCACGCGAUCUUGGGUGCAAAAGGAACGGGUGUAUCCUUCCUUUGUCAACUGCAGUGAACAGUUCGGAAAGUUUAACUCCACGCUUGAAUUUGAGCACGAAGAUCCCGGAAUGAUAUCUUCACCACCCCCAAAAGUCAACGCACAGGUCUGACCAGAAUUCCCUAAAAGCCAAAACGAAGAUCCCAAGAUUUUCUGAGCUUCUAUAAGGUUUACUCCGGGCCAGACAACCUCCAACACUUCGUUGAACUUGAUCAUUCUUGCAGUAUUCGGUAUAACUGAUAGGUUCAUUUGUAACGCUUGCAAACAAGAAUUGUCGGAUUCGAGGCAUUUCGACUCCGCCCUCUUCAAGCUUGAAAUCGUCAAGCGACAACAUCUGUGGGAGCCAUUUGYAUUCAUUUUACAAUUGAAUUGACACCGGGUGACGGUCCCCAUCACUCUGGCUGGUUUGAAAGCUUCUGAAAAGAAGUUUUGCGUCGCAAGGCAAUCCUCAACAGUCAAAGUGACAUCUUCUAAUCCCAUUUCAUCAUCUUUGGUCGAAGAAGAAUUAAGCUUUUGAAGUAUUUGGUAUUUGUGACAUUGCAUCUGAACUGCCGUGACAAACAACAAACCGUGGAUCGCAACCAAAGAACAAUUGCCCCCAAGAUGGCUGUUACUCGAGUUCAGAGUCGGAAGCGAUAAGGAUUUUGAAACAGAUGACCGAAAACCAAUGCUCAAAGGAUCGUCAGCUUCAUCCUCCGUGAAUCCUCUUGGUAGAUUACUAAGACACAAGCAGGAUAUUAUGAUGCUGUCAAACUCACCAACGAUAAAAUCGUUGAUGCUAGGAUGAUCAGAACUUUUUUUGUGCAGAGCAAUAGGGAUCUGACAAUUUCCGUCUGCAAUUGCUGCCACAUCAGAUGAAGCAUUUGUGUGCAACUCACUAACGCGGCCCCCUACAAAACAUUUAACAUCUCUAUUGCCUUCCGUUCCGAAAUUGAUCUUUGAAAGCUUAGAGAACAGCUCAUGUCGAGUAACAUGAAUAGAACCAUGAAAUCCUU
This is a messenger RNA of Pseudo-nitzschia multistriata, 3091 nucleotides long. NCBI's taxonomy places the organism in Eukaryota, Bacillariophyta, Bacillariophyceae, Bacillariales, Bacillariaceae. The record is from the annotation of a GenBank genome assembly.